GGAAUUUCAAGUGAACGCCAUUUGCCAUUUACUUUUUUAUUCCUGUCGACAUUCAAGAAUGUGAGGCUCACAUUUGCGCCUUAUCAGUUCUUGACGUCUAUUUUGUCUUCCCUUUUGUAAAACGGCAAAACACUAUUUCUACCAAGUAUCACCUCUCAUCUUCCAACAUAAUCCAUCGCGCCGCAUUUGACUCCGUCUCCUAGGGAUCAUACGAUUGGUGAUUAAUUGGUUUCUAGUGCAUUAGAUUCUACAUUCAUAUGUACCUACAUGGUCAGCUCCGGGGUUCACCUAUAUCCACAAUUCUCAUUGGAAGAAGCUUCAACAGAGCUACGAUACCUAUACUUCUUCCAAGCUUGAUCAGGGACAGCCUCAACCGUCAAAGUUCUCUUUUAGUGCACAAUCACAGACCAAUUCAUCUCCUCGUCGUCUUCUCCACACGGGUUGCGACUUGACGCCUUGGAUCAUGGAACCUCAUUCUCUUUGAAUAACAUCGCCACCAACCCUAUACUUAUGAGUAUAGAUUCUGAAUUCGCAGUAAUCACGAGUAUUGUUCGGCGCAUCAACGGCGCCAUAUAGACUCUACUCAGAUUACUCUAGACGUGUUACAUCACAGAGAAACCUCUGGAUUUAUAUCCACAUCCAACUUAUACCACCUCUUUUCUCUGAACCUUACGAUCGACCUCGGGUUCCGUCUUCAUAUGCGACACUAUGCAGGCAUCCCAAGUUAACAGCGGCCCGCUAGAGGACCGCCUACGCAACCUCAUUCUUGGCAAUAAUGAUCAAGCAACUCCACACCCUCACCCUCACCCACACCCCAUCUACGCUCCAUCAGCUGCUAUACCACUCGGAAACGGUGGCUCCUCUGAUACGCGUGUACCCAAAAAUGGAUCACAGAAAUCCAAACAGCCAUCUGAGUCGUCUAGCUCGACACAAACUUCUCAUAAGGCGAGUAAGAAACGACCAAAUCAAGCUCAACGUCGUCAGAUGCAAGCUCAACUAUCUAUACCCAUUGAUACUAGAGCACCUGUUUCCCACGAUGGGCGAUCUUACCAUCAGCAGGAGGGCCAACGCUCCAUGUGGCAAAAUACCGAGCAGACCGCAAUCCCCCCCAGUUCUAAUUCAUAUCACGGUGGGUUCCAGGACCGUGCUACUACAACGAACAACCCUCCCUUCUCACAACCACGGCGCCAUCAAGGGGGAUUCAGUCAAGUGUCGCCAGUAUCUCCACCAAAGCAUCAGUCGUCCUGGAGACAUCAACAGGCAAACCCCCCUGAUGCACUUCUAAACGGUGUCAACGUUAUCUCACCAGAUACCUUCCCAUCUCGCGGCCGUCGGCCUUCCCAUCCAGCUCUCUACAACCCUGGCGGGCAACGUCAAUUUGUUUUCACUCCAGAACAGAUCGCUAGUCAAACAGCCCUUCUUGACAACCUUUGUCAUCUGGUGAUUGCAGGUGCCGAGAUUGAACCUGGUGAAAUUGCCGAGAAGGAAAAUUUCCGUGCUCGAGUGGAAGCAAUCUGUCGUGAUGUUAUCAGCUCCCACGAGAUCGCAGUCAAUGGAACCCCGAUGUUUCAACCUUACACAGUUGAACUCAAAUGUUUUGGGAGCCUUGCAUCUGGGUUUGCGACAAAAGCAGCUGAUAUGGAUCUUGGCCUUCUUUCUCCUAUGUCGCACUUGUCUCCGGACUCGCCCGAUUCCCCCAUCCCACGCCUAGUUGAGAAGGCACUGCUUGUACACGGCUUCGGUGCGCGCCUUCUCACACGUACACGAGUGCCAAUCAUUAAGCUGUGUGAAAAGCCCAGUGAACAACUCCAUCGAGACUUGCAAGAGGCCCGAAUCAAGUGGGAGAAAGGGCUGACGGAUGAUGGUCAUGAACCUGCAGAUGAUGUUACAGAGGAUCAUGACGCAUUGGAUAAUUCUACAGCUAUUGUAGUCGCCGAGGCUGAGCACUUGUCAUCGAAGAAUCAACACGAAGAUUCUCACCAAUUGAAUGAUCCAGUAGAAAGAUCUUACGAGGAACGACUUGCUUCGUUAAGACAAUCAGAAACCCAGUCUUUGAUGGCCUACUAUGGUAACGCCAAGCGACUCUUACGUAGACUAAGUGGCCGUGAUAUCACAAUCUCAAAUAUAUCAGACUUCAAACCCGCGGAUUACAAACUAUUGGACGACAUUUCUGGUGCAUUUGUUAACGGUCUCUACGACAAGGAAUUGAAGAGUCGGGUUCAAUCAUACCCGUCCUUUAAGAACAACUUCAAGUCGAUUCCAUCUAAUCCUCGAUCACUUCUUGGAGUUUUGACCAUGGUUGAAGGCGAGAAGAUUGUGGCUAUCUGGGAAGCACAGGCCAUCGUUGGAGGCAAUUUGAAGUUGAAGAAUAGUUCCGAAAACAUUGUCCAGACCUGGAAGAAUCUGCAGAACAAGAGAUUAUUCGGCGCAGACCCUCUUUCGUUCAAUCGAGAACUUCAUACAGCCCUGGAACACCUUCGCCAGAUCCCAUUUGUUCAACUCAUUCAGCUUAAGCAGGAGCAAUACGAGUCUCCUGCACAAUAUCAUGCAAGAGUCGACAGGAUCGCGGCCAAUCUUGGCCACACUCACUCAUCCUCGAAUGCGACGCAGCUUUCACAAGUCAUUCAGCAAUAUAUCUCAGGUAUUCGCGAUAAGCAAAUCAGGGAUGAGGUCCAGAAUUUUGCGAGUUCUACCGGAGUACAAUCUUUAAGAACAAUCGCUAGAAAGCACAAGGCUAUUCGCCUUGCCAUUGAUUAUGAAAAGGCGAUUGAGAAGGGUCUCUAUCAAGAGGAACAUCUCCCAAUAAUCAGGGAAUACAUAGAGAUUCUCCGCGGAGACUUCGUGCAACGGGCAUCACGCGCUGAUAAGCGCAUUGCUGAUGCGUUCGAUUUCCUAGUCCCUGCCACUGAGCGUACGAUUGCCAUAGUAAAGAAACUCAAGCAGCUCCCUGACCCAUCCAAACUCGGCCCGAAUCAGCCUAGGGAUCGAUAUCACGAUAGCCUGGAGUUCCCUAAGAAUGGAAUCGGCGUUCAGUGUGAUAUCAAUUUCUCCGCGCACUUGGCCCUUCAGAACACCCUUCUCUUAAGAUGCUACGCCUACACCGAUCCUCGUGUCAGGCCUAUGGUCCUCUUCGUGAAACAUUGGGCUAAAGCUCGGGGUAUCAACACUCCAUACCGGGGAACCCUUAGUAGUUAUGGUUAUGUUCUUAUGGUAUUACACUACCUUGUCAACAUUGCGGAACCGUUCGUAUGUCCGAAUCUUCAACAGCUUGCUCCACCCGAUCCAAAUCUUCCAGCAGAAGCUCUUGAAGGUAUCACAACCUGUAAAGGUCGCGACGUUCGCUUCUGGAGAGACGAGCGAGAAAUCCAGAGACUGGCCCGUGAAGGUCACCUUAACCAGAACCGAGAGUCUCUUGGGUCCCUGUUAAGAGGAUUCUUCGAAUAUUUCGCGCAAAACUACACGAUGAGUACUAUCAACAAGCGCGGAUUUGACUGGGGCCGAGACGUGUUAAGUUUACGAACGCACGGAGGAUUGCUCUCGAAGCAGGAGAAAGGUUGGAUAGGAGCGAAGACAGUGAUGCAAUUGGAAAUGGGUGCUCCUCCCAAUCCAGUUAAAGCCAAGGCUGAACUCGAUGUUGAUGGUGUUGUCAAACAAGCCGCGGCCCAAGCACAAACCGAGCGCCACGUAUCACCGGAUAGCGCUGCCGCCACGCCUCAGGGACAAAUGACAAGAUCUAAAGAAUUCAAGGAAGUACGUCACCGUUACCUCUUUGCAAUAGAGGACCCGUUCGAGCUUGAGCACAACGUCGCUCGAACCGUAACACAUAACGGCAUCGUGUCUAUCCGAGAUGAAUUCCGGCGAGCCUGGAGGAUUAUCAGAAAUGCUGGCAAGACCGGUCAGCCUACGGAAAGUCUACUUGACGAUGUCCAAGUAGAAAACGAGAAGGCGGAGAAGUUGCAAUUCACGGAACUCUUGAAGGAGAUACACGGCCCGCGUGUCUUGCUGGACCCGGCAACUGAUUAAUGGAUCACCUACGCAGUCGAGCCUGUAACUCUCUUCAUAUUAGGGUUAGAUAUUGUACGAUUCAUGAUGUGUAAGGAAUAAAUGACCAGGAGUAAGUACGGCGGAUCUCGUCUGCUACUUCUCGUCUAGCCGACCCGGCUGGCUUGAUAGCUUUGCUGUAUCAAGGUUCACUUAAUAAUAUGGCGUUCUGACCCAAAUUCACUUGGUUGAUAUGAUAUGUACAGGUGCUUGAUGAGCUGUUCUCUUCAUCGUUCCAUUGUGAUAAUACGAAACACGCAAAAC
Annulohypoxylon truncatum is the source of this 4305-nucleotide messenger RNA. RefSeq lists its product as uncharacterized. The transcript has a single exon. NCBI's taxonomy places the organism in Eukaryota, Fungi, Ascomycota, Sordariomycetes, Xylariales, Hypoxylaceae. Gene Ontology annotation, molecular function: RNA uridylyltransferase activity. Gene Ontology annotation, biological process: RNA 3'-end processing. The record is from RefSeq and is a predicted model, not a curated record. Bases 709 to 4023 code for a protein of 1104 amino acids.